ACCGCAGAGGAAGAGAGAGAUGAAACGGAAGGAAGGCGGAGGAGGAGGGAGCAGGAGGAGAGACGCAAGGACGAAGGACAUCAGUGAGGAGACGUCAAGUCGGGGAGAGUCCCCAGCAAGGGCUGCCGGGCCAGGUCCUCUGUCUGAUGGCUUUUCUGAAAAGGAGUCUCCUUCCCCUGCUGGGCAUCUUCCUGGCCUACUUCUACUACUCUGCCAACGACAAGUUCAGACCAGAGAUGCUGCGAGGAAAGCGAGUGAUUGUCACGGGGGCCAGCAAGGGGAUCGGAGAAGAAAUCGCCUAUCACCUGGCGAAGAUGGGUGCCCACGUGGUGGUGACUGCGAGGUCGAAGGGAGCACUCCAGAAGGUGGUGACCCGCUGCCUGGAGCUGGGCGCGGCCUCCGCACACCACGUGGCCGGCACCAUGGAGGACAUGGCCUUCGCAGAGCAGCUUGUGGCCCAAGCAGGCGCCGUCCUGGGGGGACUGGACAUGCUCGUGCUCAACCACAUCACCAUAGCCUCCCUGGAGCUGUUCCGAGGUGAUGUGCAGCUGGUGCGCAGGACCAUGGAUGUCAACUUCCUGAGCUAUGUGGCCCUGAGCGUGGCCGCUUUGCCCAUGCUGAAGCAGAGCAACGGCAGCAUCGUGGUGGUAUCAUCCAUGGCCGGGAAAAUCUCCAGCCCACUCAUCGCUGCCUAUUCUGCAAGCAAGUUUGCCCUGGACGGCUUCUUCUCCUCCAUCAGGACAGAAUUUUCAUUGACCAAGGUCAACGUGUCCAUCACUCUCUGCAUCCUCGGCCUCAUCAACACAGACACGGCCGUGAAAGCAGUGGCCGGGAAGCUCAACAUCCGCGGGUCCCCCAAAGAAGAGUGUGCGCUGGAGAUCAUCAAGGGGGGGGCACUGCGCCAGGAGGAGCUAUACUAUGGUAACCCCGUCUGGACCACGCUCCUGAUGCUGAACCCGGGCAGAAAGCUGCUGGAACUCUUGUCUAUGAGAAACUACAAUUUGGACAAGCUCAUCAACAACUAGGCAUGCACUCGGGGCUGGGUGUGGUGGGGGGCUUGGGGCUGUUUAGCCUCAUAUUUAUCCGAGCCUUCGCCAUCGAGAUGCAGCAUCCCCAGAGAGUCCCAAGUCAAGUCUCCCAGCUUGACUGAGUCCCUGACUCCACAGGAAGGGAAGGCGUGAGGUGUCCCAGCUGCGGCAGUCUGCGUUGGCGAUGUGUGCUGACACCAGAGUGGCUGCCCCACGCCUUCCGGGUCUGAGCAACAUCAGUACAAUAAAAGCCCUGUGGCCUUUAC
Molecule: messenger RNA, 1294 nt
Organism: Talpa occidentalis (Iberian mole)
Lineage: Eukaryota; Metazoa; Chordata; Mammalia; Eulipotyphla; Talpidae
Gene: HSD11B1
Product: hydroxysteroid 11-beta dehydrogenase 1
Exons: 7
Coding region: 147-1025 (292 amino acids)
Biological process (GO): steroid catabolic process
Cellular component (GO): endoplasmic reticulum membrane; intracellular membrane-bounded organelle
Molecular function (GO): steroid binding; 11-beta-hydroxysteroid dehydrogenase (NADP+) activity
Source: RefSeq, a predicted model, not a curated record